AUGCUGCAGGAAAUAGUAUCAAUUCAGAGAAACUUCUUGUUGUCUGGCUCGAAGGAGAAAAGAGACAUGGCUUGGGUUAGCAAGAAAUCCAUUUGCAAGCCUAAGGAGGAAGGUGAGAUUAGUAUAAAAGAUAUUGUGUUAUUCAAUAGGCCGCUGAUAUCGAAGUGGCUAUGGAGGUUUAUAAAGGAAAUGGAUGCAAUAUGGGUUGGGAGCUUGGAAGAAAGAUAUGGGAAUUUUGUUAGAAGGUUAAUGUUUAAAGAUGUGCCAAGUACAAAAUCUCAAGAAUCAUUAUGGUGGAAGGACUUGAUGGUGGCUGGUGAUUCUAUGGAGGCUUCUGGUUUUGCUCACUUAAUAUCUUUUAGGUUAGGUGAUGAAACUACUACAUCUUUUUGGUUUUCCAUAUGGAUAUGCAACUCAACACUGCAGAAUCUUUAUAUGAGUUUGUGUGGAAUUUUAGAUAGGAAAGAUGGUGUGGUGAAAUAUAUAGAGGUAUGGGUGGGGGAUGUGUGGAGGUGGCAGCUAAGAUUCAAUAACUUGGAGGGGGUGCUUUACUUAUGGAAGGGUACAAUGAGCUGGUUCAAUUACUGUGUGAUGUAUGUCCCAAAAGGGAAAUUUCUAAUGUCGUGA
Lathyrus sativus (Indian pea) is the source of this 627-nucleotide messenger RNA. The record is from the annotation of a GenBank genome assembly. Lineage: Eukaryota; Viridiplantae; Streptophyta; Magnoliopsida; Fabales; Fabaceae.